Molecule: messenger RNA, 25721 nt
Organism: Podarcis lilfordi (Lilford's wall lizard)
Lineage: Eukaryota; Metazoa; Chordata; Lepidosauria; Squamata; Lacertidae
Source: the annotation of a GenBank genome assembly
ACCUGGCGCGGCGGCUUUAAAGGCGCCGGGCAGGCCGGGCGGAGCCCCGCAGUGGUAGUAGCAGGCGAAGCAGGCGGGCGACGCGAGGGGGCCUCCUUCAGCCCAGGCAGCUCCAGGCGACGCAACGCGGGACGCGCCCGGAGCUCCGACGAGGUUUCUCUUUGCCGACGGCGGCGCUUUAGCUUCUGGUCGCGGCGAUGGGGCUCCCGCGGAGCUGCCUGCGGCCCCUCUUGUUUCUCCUCCUCGAGGUGAGUACCUAACUAAGCGGGUCCCCGAAGGGCGGUGUCGGUAAACAGCAGAUCCCGGGGAAGGAGAGCGGAGGGGCGCAUCGGUGCCUUGGGCGAGAUGUUGUUCCUCGAGGGGAGGGGGGCACAGGGUCACGUUUCCCUUUCCCGCUUCCCUGAGGCUUCAGGUGCCUGACUGUCCCUCCGUUUGCCCCUCUCAGGUGGGGACUCUGCUAGCGGACCCGACGCAACCUUGCUCCGCUGGCUUCACCUCCAAAGUCUUCACCUUCGAGGUGCCGGACGGAGACCUGCCCCGGGGACACGUUUUGGGCCAAGGUGAGAAGGCGGCGGCGCGCGCGGGGAGAGGGGGAGACCGUCUGAUGACUUUGCCGGACCUGGAAGAGGACUGGGGGCUUUGCGUGCUGGGCCAGGGGAGGCGAUUGCACGAUUUCGAGUAUUUGUCUGAAGUGAGCCCCUCUCGCUCGCGUCUUUUUUUGGCUGUCCCUUCUUCUGCUCUUCCUCCGGCUUUGUUGCCCCCCGAGGUCUCCUGGCAGAUCUUUUCCCUGUGCUGGUGUUAUUUCGAUUUCCCGUAGUAUCGUUUAUGGGGUGGGGCGGGGGUGAGAUCCAUCUCGGCAGAGCGCCUCGAGGGCUCCGGUUCGAAGAUUGCGACAGGGCAGGCGAGGCGCCUUCGACGGCUGCGACGGGCUCCUCCUGCAGCUCCGGGCGCUGCUUUUCUAAUCCACGGGAUUAGUCUUUUUUCCGACUCUUGCAAACUGGACUGCGGGCUGACCACUGCCUCUCCGACCCCGCCGUUUCUGAGAGCUACGAGUGGGGUUGGCAAGCGUCACUCGCCCGUGGCCUCUGGCCCUUGAGGUGGCCGCGUUCCGCCUGGCGCGGCAGUACUGUUUGAAGUGUCCUGGAAUGGGGGAGGGGGGUCUGCUUCCUUCCGGCUUACUCCUGGUGAGAUGCUUUGUCCCCAGUCAUUGUGCAUGAUAAUCCUGGGCUGAUGGCCCUUGAUGGGUACCUGGUUGGGCCUGGGGGGGCGGGGUAGGGCUUAUUCCUGCGCAGCCAUGUGCUCUCCCCUCCCCCGCCAGGUGCUUGUGAAGCUGUGCUGUCGGAGGGGGUCGGUGAUGAGUUGCUUUUCCACAAGGUGUGGCUUGGAAAUGACCAACUCAAAGGAAUGGAAUUCCUGGCAAGGCAAUAAAGGAACUUCAGUUGUUGUGGGUUGAUUCCCAUAACUCUUGCGACCCUCAUUACCUAGCCCAUCUUCUCAUAACCCCCCCCCCCUUGUCUUGCCUUUUUGCAAUUCAAAUCCCAGCAUAACCACGAAUUGGUUGCUUUGGCAUUAGCAUAGUCUCUCUCAUUUGCCCAACUUUCUCUCUCUAGUCCCAUCUUUUUCUUCCUUCUGUGCUUAAGGCCCCCAAAGGUUGCUCAUGAAAUGCACACACACACACACCCCCGCUGCCAGUUAACCUCAAAAAAGUUGGAGGUGCUUUGGUGGAAGUUGGCCCAAAGGGUUUGCAAUUCUGACAUCUGAGGGAGAAAUCCCCAAUGUUGUUUGUACGCAGCAAAAACAAUAAUUACAUUAUUUUUUUAAAAAAAUCAAUGGUUUAUUUCCCCAAGGAUUCCGCCCCCAAUACAUUAUGAAAACUUGUAUUGUCAUACCCACAACUUAUACAUCUAUAGAACACAUUAUUAUAGAUCUUUGGAACUGUUAUUUGGUUUUCUGAAGAACUGUAAAUGAAACGAAGCUCCAUCAUUCUACAGUUAAAUUGUUUUACUGUUUCCAUAGGCACCACCAAAUCCAUUGCCUGAAUAAGCUUCAGCCAAGUUUUGCCUCUUGGUAUAAGCUUACAGUGGGACAAGAUGGAAUUUGCUUCUAUAGGGACUGAGGCUUAUCAUUACUCUUCAUACUUAUUGCUAUCGUUAAUAAUAGUUACUGACAUUGUAAUUAUCCUGUCUUCCUCCAAAUAAGUUGUCCUGGCCACUUGCCCCCCAUUUUAUCCUCUCAACACCUCUGUGAGGUUGAUUGGCUAGGUUGAUUGAGAGAGUGAAAAGUCCAAGCUCACCUAAUGAGCUUGGCAGUUGAAUGGGGAUUUGAACCCAGGAUUCCCCAGUCAUCACUGCACCAUUCCUGCUUCUCUGGCAGCUUUUCCAGAGGAGGUUGUUGUGCCCUCAAGGCUGAUCUCCCUGAGCCCCACUUGAAUUCCUGUAACAAGGAGCAGAUGGGCCUUUGCAGCCUUUGGACCAACAGAACUGGGCUUGGCUGAUGUCCCACAUUACGGCUUCCUCUGUUCCACUCACUGAUGGAUGAGAAUGUUGUGUUCUUUCCUGAAGGUGGGUGCUACCUAAAUUUCAUGAUAGACCCCCCCAGGCACCUGCUGCGUGAUGCCAUUGAAGUUCUCUCCAUCCUCCUCCAUCUUUCUUGAGGUCUGCUGCUCCAGAUGAUGUUGAUGGGGGGGCGGGGGGGCAGGCAGGCUGGCCUAGCUGUUCGGCAUGGCAUCCUAAUUGCCAGCAAAUGUGUGUCUAGUUGUUUUGUGAAACAGGGACAUUGUGCAUGGAACAGAGGCUGGUCUGUCUCCUUUUCUCGGUCACCCCUGCCAGGAGCAGGAAUCCGUUUAACUCUCUCUGUGCCAGUGACUUAACUCUCCCAGAGACCGAAACUGCCCCUUCUGCUGCAAGCAACCAGCUCUCCCUGCCUCCGCCUCCCCAAACAGAAUUCCUUCCACCUGCCUUGGGGUUGGGAAUGAAAGGCAGUGGCAUGAGCAGUGAAAGAGUACUGGCACACUGGAGCUGGCCGUCCUCGCUCAGCAAGACCUUCCAGUGUUCGAAAGUGACCUGUUCACCCAGCCGUGGCCUAAUCCAACCUGCACACAGUUUGCUGGCUGGCACCCAAAGCCAAUUAAAAGGCCUUGCAAUGCAAAUGUUUGUGUCCUUUAGGUCAGAACCUGGGCUCCCUGCAUAGUUUGGUGGGAGGCUCUGUAGCCCCAGUUUCGAGUUCACAAAACUUUCAUCUGAUUUCCCCUCUGUAUGGUGGGGAAUUCUCGAUUUGCCAGAUUACCGGUAUGUGCCAGCUCAGUGCUAGAGCACAACGAGGAAAUCCUGGCUGACUUAAUCUCUAUAGAUUGGCCUCUGUUUCUCUGCUACCCCAGGGAGAUGGUCCAAGUUGUAUAGCAUUAUGAUUUCAUUGUUUGUUGCUCAGGGUAGCCUCUGGAUCUUGGAGGAGGAGGAAGUUUGCAGCUCCUAAAAGUGUCUGGUACUCUCCAGAGUGCAACUUCCUGUCAUAUAGGGCAGGAAUACCUCCUUAUCCAUGCCCAAGGUGUAACUUAAAGCCAGGGCUUGGCUAUGAUGCAUACAAAGUAAUUAGAGCUUUUGUUCAUGUGCAGAGUACAUUUUAAUUUCAACUAAAUAAUUGCAGCAUGUAUAUUUGAGACUCAGUAGCAAGACUUCCUGGCCGGUCAGUGUAGCUGCUGUGCAAUCUGUAUGUUUCUGCUACAAACAGAUUCCUCUUUAUGCUUUUGCACUCUUAAAGUCUUCUUUUGUAUACUGGUAUACAGCAAUUCAGUAUUCAGUAAAGACUUUUAAACGAACUACCAAGUUGGUCCUGGAAUGUGUGUGUAUGAUGUCAAGGGCCAGGGUAAACUGAUACCUGACGGAAACUCAUCGGAACACUUUGGCAGUUGCGAGUGGAUUAGCUGAAAUUACUGUAGCAUCUCUCCGCCCCCCCCCCCCCCAGUUUUAUCAAAGCUGUUAUGCCGAUUUGCUUUCUGCAACAGAAAGCAAACCUUCCUUCGAAGGUGGCUCUGUUCAGCCUUGUCCUCCAUAGGACAAGGAACCUUGGUGGGUUCCUGGCUGUAUUCCCUGCCCCUUCCAGAAUUUGCCUGGUGUUUACUGAGUUGCUGAAGGAGGGUUUAAUCUGCUGUAGCUGCAGCUCUCCUCACCUCUUUGCACAGCUUGACCUCCAUAAUGGAGGGGCCUUGAGAUAAGAGCGCAGAGGGAGAGAGGGGGGAGCGAAUUCCAUGCAUGCUGGAGAAAGGGGGAGGUCAUGGUGGGGGGCAGGGCUGCACUGUAAGCUUGUUCCCCUGUUACCUGCUGUGAAGUGGGCCGAAAACUGCUUCCCCAUGGUGGGCACAGGAGCAGCCCCUGUGCCAUCUCUUCUUUCUCCUGUUGGGCUCAGCAGCAGCACCAAGGGCUUCCUGUGCCUCUGUCCCUCAGAGGCAGAACAAGCUUCUGCCCCUGCUGCCCACUCAAUGGAGGGCUGGAGUUGGAGCCCCAGUCCAGAGCCGAGUAAAAUAUAAGAGGUUAAUUGCUAACUCCUUCGUUCUUGUUGAGGUGUGGCUGGCCGGGGAUUAACUGCUCCAGUGACUGCACUGACUCAAAGGCUGAGUUAAGGCUUCAGGGGUAGGUUGCAGGAUGUGAUGGGGCCCUGCCUGCCUCUUCAGCCCCUGCUGUGCGCUCUUAAGAGGCCCCAGCAGACCUUUUGAUUCCAGCCCUCAUGCGCGCGUGACCAUUAGGAGCUGCCUUGCUUGUGGAAGGAGGCAUGGCAACCCACUUGCUCUCCUCUGCUGCUGCCAAAGCCUCUUGGGGAAGGGAAGAAGGAAGCUAUUUCCAGUAAUGGCAUACGGAGGGGUCUCUGCUAAUGGCUUUGGGGCGCGUCAGAUUCCACUAAGUGAUGAGAGCUCAGAGAUGGACUGAGAUGGCUUUGACCUCCAAACCUUUCCAUGCCUGAUGUGCACAGAGUCGGAAGAGUCUGUUCUUUCCCAGCAUAAAUGCCGGUGCUUGUUCCAGAGAGGUCGCGGCUAAGCAGGCGCAUCUCUGCAGCCACAAAUCUCCGAGCUGGGAGGAGGAACUGCAGUGGGAAUUACCCACUGGUAUUCCACACUAGUCCUACUCUGAGUGGACCCUUUGAAGUUAGUGGAUGCAAGCAACUUAGGCAGGCUCAUUGAUUUCAGUUGGUCUCCUCUGAGUAGGACUUAGCUGAAUGCAACUCAUAGUCCUGAAUGUCACUGUUGGCAAUGGGUCUUUGCUCUGCAUUUUAGGACCAGUACAGGGUGAUUUUGAUGUCUUGAGGUACUUUUAAAAGAUAAGCAAAUUUGCUAUGGCAUACAUUUUUUUUGGUGUGUGCAAAUUUAUUAAUGAAGAUAAAAGAAAAAGUGGAAGGGGGGUUAAGGGGGGAACAACAGCAAACAAAAAAGGCGGCUCAUGUUGACAAUACAAGAACCAUCAUACAUUCAUCUAUCUUUACACAUAUAGCUCAGUACAUCUCAUUCAAAUGUCCAGUUUGCUGACUCAAGUUCAGUUGCUGUUUAUAAAACAUGCAAGGACCUGGAGGCCUUCAGACUGUUGAGUAGUAGAUGGUAUUUGUGUUUCCAGGCUUGUUAUGGCAUAGGUUUGUAUGGAGGAAAGUCUGCUUGGUCAGAUGCAUGGAUGUGCUGUCAUGCACAUUUUGCAUCUGAUUUAUUGAAUUCUGAUCCUCAAGCACUUCUGCCAUAAGUCACUAAGGUGCCACAACACUACUUGUUUUUGCUGCAGCAGGCUUGACACACAGCUGCUACCUUUCUGGAACUUGGUAUUUCUAUUCAUGGGUUUCACACGCAGUUGCUGAUGGCAUCAUUGCACGGCUCUGUGGGUUCUCUUGUGUUUUGUGCAGUGUUGCCUCCGGGGCUGGCCCCAAAACAGUUUGCUGCCUGAGUCAAAGGACAAGAUGGUGCCUCUUCUCAUUCCAGGUGCCGGAACCAACCAGAUGGACACUUGAAUCUUACUUCAGCAAGAGCAAUGGGGCCACGUUCUCUAUUGACCUGCUCAGAUUGGCUGGGGCAACCAUGUCAGAUGGGUGGCAUAUAAAUAAUAAAUUAUUAUUAUAUUACUGCAGUUGAAGGCAGGAGGCUAGCCGAGGCAAUGUAGUGGCAACCUCAUAGAGCACACAGCUCUGCCCGCUCUGCACCCCUCAGCAUUUACCGCCUGAGAUGACUGUUUCCCUCUGCCUAACAGUAGGGCCAGUCCUAGCUGUUGCCAUCAGUGGUUUGAAAGCUCUCUUGGAAUAUUAAUGGCUUUCUCUAGUUCAAUAAAGAAAGGAAUUGUUUCAUUUAGGGUCUCAUUUCAGUUGUGGCUUUAGAUACUCUCACUGAUGGGGCAUGACUCAUGAGCCCUUCUGCUCUUCAGAGCCUCACAGUUGUUAAUGGUGUCUGCUAAUUACUGCAGGCUUUUCACUGUCUCUCAACAGGGCUUGUCAACAACAGUCAGAUAAGCGUAGUUGCAAAAAGUCACUUGUAUAAUACUAUCACUAAUUGUCAUCAGGGAUUCUCUUGAUCUCAGAGUCAUUCUAGAGCUGUUCAAGCCCCUCUUGUACCCUCCAGAUGUUUUGGGGGCUGCAGUUUCCCUCAGCCCCAGCCAACAUGCCUGUGUCAUAGUUCUAAGGAGCUGGAAAGGACCAGGUUGGAGAAGGCUGUUGUAGUUUCUCUAGUAGUUUCCCUGCAACACAACAAAAUGUGUGGCACCUUGAAGACUUAGCAGGCUUAUUGUGGCAUCAGUUUCUAUGGGUCAGACCCCACUUCUUUAGAUUGUCUCAGCCUUUAUACAACCAACCAAUCACUGCAUGCUGCAGAUACCUUUUGCGGAUACCAUCUUCUUAGGAAGUCCAUUCUGUAGAAUGUAGGAAUUGGGCCUUUAGUGUUGUGGCACCUGCCCUCUGGAAUCCUUUCCCCUUGAAUAAUAGACUGGCAAAGUCCCUGUUGUCUCUUCUGCACCUACUGAAGAUUUUCCUCUUCUGACAAGAAUUGUAAGUUGAGAUCUUUUCUGAGCACCUUUGGGAAGAAGCUUGAGAUAUAAAUUUAAUUAAUAAAAGAAGAAUAAAUAAGGUCAAAUCUGGUGCAGUUGGUGCUUUCUUUGUUGGCUCUCCCUGUAUACAGAGGGUAAGAGGUUCGUAAGCUUCCACGGGCCAACUUCAUCAGAAGUGUGAAUCAAGUGGAGCUGACAUUUCCUCCUUCAACUAGGCAUUUUAUUCUGUACAUACGCAAUCUGUGCUAUUCCUUUCCUGGGGUGUGGUGAAGCAUGGGCUGGGCAUUCUAGCCUGUAGCCGCAAAGUCCCUUGGGACUCCUUUAAAGGAAUCACUUUGUUCCACAGCCCAUCUCCUGCUUGGCAUUUUGUUUUGUUUCCUUAUACAGUCAUACAGUACCUUGGUUUUUGAAUGGAAUCCAUUCCGGAAGUGCAUUCGACUUUCAAAAAACGUUUGGAAACCAAGGUGCGGCUUCUGAUUGGCUGCAGGAGCUUCCUGCACUCAAUUGGAAGCCGUGUCGGGUGUUCAGCUUCCAAAAAACAUACGCAAACCGGAACACUUCUGGGUUUGCAGCGUUCAGGAGUCACAAGGCGUUCGAGAUCCAAGGUACGACUGUGUUUAUAUCCUGCUUGCCUUUCCUCGUGAAACUAAAAGCUGUAUCCACAGGCUUCGCAUCCAGGCUCUGCUUAGCUUCAGCAAGGUGGUGGCCUCUGUGGUCAAGAACCUGCCUUGCAUGCAGAAGGUCUCUGGCUCAACCCCCAGCAGCAAGUCCAGGUAGAAUUGUGAUAAACUCCUGCCUGAAAUGGUGGAGAGCUGCUGCCAGUUGGUGUAGACCAGGCAUCCCCAACCUUUGGCCCUCCAGAUGUUUUGGACUACAAUUCCCAUCAUCCCUGACCACUGGUCCUUUUAGCUAGGGAUCAUGGGAGUUGUAGGCCAAAACAUCCGGAGGGCCACAGGUUGGGGGUGCCUGGUGUAGACAAUCCUGAGCUAGAUGGACUGUUGAUUUGACAUGUAAGGAAGCUGCUACCUAUGUUCCUCUACAGCUUCAGCCCAUACCCUGGGACAGCAUGAGAGGGAAACCAGCCUGCCCAUCUCCUUUGAUAGUCUUCAUCCAGGUUCCAUAAUACAGGAGUAGGCAGACGCUGGAUCUAUUAGUAGAUCUCUGGGGUCACUUGCCGUACAUUGGCAAAGUGCUCUUGCUUCCAGAUGGUACAACAGCAGCAACUAAAAGCCUCUUUCUAAAUUAGGCUGUCUUGAGGGAGCAGGUGGAAAUGAGGAGGGAAGACAGGAGUUGGUUUUUGUGUGGAAAAAGCUUGAGACUCAGUUAAGGGACUGAAAACACAUUCCUGGGCUGAGCAUAUGCACUCAGAAAAAGUGCCAUUUACAGUGGUGCCUCGCAAGAAGAAAUUAAUCCGUUCCAGGAGUCUCUUCGUCUUGCGGUUUUUUCGUCUUGCGAAGCGCGGCUUAGCGGCUAUUAACGGCUUAGCGGCUAUUAACGGCUUAGCGGCUUUAAGAAAAAGGAAACAAACUCGCAAGACGUUUCGCCUUGCAAAGCAAGCCCAUAGGGAAAUGCGUCUUGUGGAACGACUCAAAAAACGGAAAACUCUUUCGUCUUGCGAGGCAUUCGUCUUGCGAGGCAUUCGUCUUGUGAGGCACCACUGUACGCUUAAACCUGUUUGCCUACCCCACUGGUCCCCCCAGAAGGGGGAACCUGCUGUGGUUCUGGAGAUGUUGUCGAGCUUCCGUCAGCUCCAGCCAGCAUGACCAACGGUCAGGGCUGAUGAGAGAUGGGGUCCAACAAUAUCUGGAGAAAGGGCACCAUCUCCCCAUCUCUGGACUAUUUGACUUCAGUUGGUGGAUCUUGGGAGUCUAAUUUAAACAAUGAGAAAGGAACAAGAGAAGGGUCUAAUGUAGCCUUCGUCAACCUGGUGCCCUCCAGAUGGUUAGGACUACAGCUCCCAUCAGCCCCAACCAGCACGGAUGGGAGUCAUGGUCCACAGCAUCUGGGGGGCACCAGGCUGCCAAAGGCUGGUCUAGAGUGGGCAGUGAAGCUCAUCCUUGAAAGGACAUAGAGGAACUUCUUUGCAACAAGCUCAAAUACUUAUCCCUUCCUAUGACUGACUCAUAAGCCACAUGAUUGAAAGCAGAGGCUAUAAAGAGGCAGUGAAACUAGUUUGGGCUUUUAUGGAAAGUCUCAGGAAGUGCAUCGUGCAUCUAAUACUGCCACACAAUUUCCUGGUGGGAAGGGCAUAUUUUCCCAGAAUCCAGAGCCAAGGCCCUGGCUGCUGCUUCUGCUGCUGCAGUCGAUUUAGGGUGUGUUGCGGAUGCCUGCACUGGUGACACAAGAAUUAACGUGUUCGGAGGCUUUGCGAGUUGGCUGGAAACAAGAAUAUGGGGAGAGGCAAACUAAUGUUUGAGGUGGGUACACUGCCUCACCAUGUCCCCCUCAAUAUUUGAAGCAAAGUGGGAGACAUAAUAGUGGCAUCCUGGUGGGGUGGGGAUUUUGACUUGUUGUUUAUGGGGUUCUACUAUUUCACAAAACCUAUGUUGUGUUUGUUUGGAUCUGACCUCCCCGGAAUUCAAAAUGCUUCAAUAUUCUUGUCUUAAGUACAGGAUGUAAAGCCCUUUUUAGCCAGGGAGCCAAAUUCUCUUCUGGGCAACCUUCAGAGGGCCACAUGCCAGAGGUGGGCAGGGCCAGUGGUAAAUGCCGGCAGAGUAAUUAAUGAAAAUUUUACAGUGGGCUGGUUUUUGCACACCUCUAUCCUACAUCCCAUACCCAAGGCAUUCACGGUCAGAGUUUUGUCAGUCAGGCAAAAAUAUUCAAGGAGGUUACAAAGCAGGGGCAGUGACCUGAGGACAGUUCUGAGGGCCAGACAGAGGCCUGGUGGGCCACAUUGGCCCUGGCCUGAGGUUCUCCACCCCUGCACCAAGACGUUGGAAUACAGUUUGUCCAGGCAUGUGCAUGUACAUGCAGUUGUACACACUAGAGCCUCCCUAAUAGCUACCCAAUUUAUAUUUCUUACAUCUGGUGCAAAAUAUAUUUUGUUCUCCUGUUGUUGGCUGGACAAUCAGGCUUCUCAACUUGUCUAUACUGAUGCAAAUACUACUGCUAUCACUGACCAUUAUUAUUUGGGGGACAUGGUGGGGUCUCCGUCUGAUGAGCUGCAGCUGAAAUAUGAGGCCAGGACUGUGAGCAAAGUGGACACUUUGUUGUUUGCAUUGGGAAAAUCCAGAUAAUUUGAUGAUGACAAGCAGCCCACUUUGUGACUGGGUGUGGGUUCAGUCCUAUGCAAGAGGGGAGCCCCGGCAUAUUUUGUUUAAGCCGCGGUGGGCUUCUGCUUCCAAGGCCAGUCAGUGGGAUCUGUUCUGGCACGCACAGAGGGCUUGGCUGCUUGCUACAUCAGCAGAGCAGAGAGCUCUAAUCAGUCUGGACUAAGCCUGGAUUUCUGCUGCUGCUGCUGCUGUUGCUCUGGCCGGUGCUGCUCAAACACCCCCUUGCUCUGCAGGGGCUGUGCAAUCAAUUCAAGGUUCUCCGAGUGCCAAUCCAUUAAAGGGCAAACAAGACCCCUCCCAUCCAUUUGCAAGACGCUCUCUUGAAUGCAGUUGAGAUCUUUCAGUGCUUCCCUUCCUGGGCGAUGGCUUAUCAGCAGCACAUUCCUACUCUCCUCCUCCAAACUCUUGCCCCCUCAAUUAGGAAACUUGUUUGCACAUGUGCCGAGACAGGUCAAAGUUUGGCUGGCCCUGAUAAGGGUUGCUGAUGCUCAGAGGGGAUCUAAAUAACUUGGACUGUGAGCUGCAGAUGGCAUGGAGGAUCAGGCAGGGCCAAAAUACCUCUCCUCUAGGGGUAAGAUUUAAUUCUUAAUGUUAUUGAGUGGAGCUUUUUCCUGCUAGGCUAGGAUCCAGGCUGACGCAGCCUCUUUUCCUUCUCCCUCCCUCUCCCUCCCUCCCCAACCCCCCAGUCCAGUUUGCAGACUGCCAGGGAUGGAAGCUGGCCUCGUACACAACAGAGGAUGCCAACUUCCGGGUGCUGCCCAAUGGGACGGUCCUGGUGCAGCGCCAAACGCGGCUCCAUGGGCAGGAGACGACCUUCGCUGUGCAUGCCUGGGAUUCCACGGGCACCAGAUCCUCCUCUGCCUUGGUGACUGUGCUGGUGCGGAACAAAGGCCCUCCUUCUCCAAAGGUAGUGUGCAAAGCAGCUGGCAGGGGCCUCGGGGGAGUGCAGGUGGCAGACACCAUGGCAACCUUUGUCCUUUGAGAUUGGCUGCUGUGGUGGAAACUAUGCUAAUAGGGCAAGGCUGUACCUCUGCAGGUGGAAUGCACCUCUCUGAGGAGGGGCUCCGUUUGCCACAAGGAGGGAAACUCUUCCUGCUACAGAAAUAACUGGAUUUCCCCACAGUCUUCAUUUGCUCUAGCUUCUAAUUCUGUUGCUCUUGGGAGAUUCUUUUUUGGUGUUUUCAAAACUGGCUCCUUUUCUGGGUUUUUGCAGAGAAUUUCGAUGGGUACUUGCUCUCCAGAGGAGGACAUUUUGCUUUCCAUGGAGGGUUAGAAUUGUACAGUGGUACCUCAGGUUACAUACGCUUCAGGUUACAGACUCCGCUAACCCAGAAAUAGUGCUUCAGGUUAAGAACUUUGCUUCAGGAUGAGAACAGAAAUUGUGUUCCGGCGGCGCGGCAGCAGCAGGAGGCCCCAUUAGCUAAAGUGGUGCUUCAGGUUAAGAACAGUUUCAGGUUAAGUACGGACCUCCGGAACGAAUUAAGUACUUAACCUGAGGUAUCACUGUAUAUAGAAUUCCCUAUUCUGAAGCUGCUGGUAGGCUUAACUGGGCCAGCUGCUACUGGCGGGGGCUGCUGUCAGCUGUUCUCAAAGCAAUUGACAGCGACCUCCCCACACUGCUGGCCUUGCAGCCUGCAGUGCUAACAGACCUGCCACCUGCCUUCUUUCCUUGUUGAUAGUUGGAUAGGAUAUGGGUGCAGUCAAGGCACCAGAAUAGCUCCUCUUACUCUGCUCUGUUGCUUUUGAUCUGCCUUCCCCAACCUGUGGGCUCCCAGCUGCUGGAGCUGAUGGCAGUCCACCCACACCUGGAGAGCAGCACCUGGUUUGGGAAGGCAGCUGCUGUUGCAGAGGUCUCUAAAACUCUUGGUCCCUUCUUACAGGAGGAGUUUGAGCCUGCCAGCCAAGCAGAAGUUCUGUAUUUCUCCCCGGCAAAGCCUGGCCUGAAGAGGCAGAAGAGGGACUGGGUUAUCCCUCCCAUAUCCGUUCCUGAAAAUGAAAGGGGCCCGUUCCCUAAGAACCUUGUUCAGGUAUGGCAGAUUCCUGUGGUGAUGGGGGUGUCUGUGGGCCUUGCCCCAGAGGUAACAAGGGCAUAUGGAUUCAUUCCCAGGGUAUUUGUGCUUAAUGCCCCCUUUUAUAAUAUGUUGCUUGAGGCUGCAGGUGGCUGAGCUUUUCGGAUAGUGAAGGGUGCUCAGUCUUCCCGAACCAGCAGCCCUUUACAGAAAGUGAGCAUCCAGUGCUUUCUGCAGCAUCUCCUAUCUUUCUCUCCCUGCCUCAGAUCAAAUCCAACCGGGACAAAGAAACCAAGAUCUUCUACAGCAUCACCGGUCAGGGUGCGGAUAGCCCUCCUGAAGGAGUCUUCAUCAUUGAGAAAGAGACAGGCUGGAUGAAAGUGACUCAGCCACUGGACAGGGAGAAGAUUGACAAGUACCAUGUAAGGGAACUCUUUGAACUAGCAGCCAGGAGACCAGGGUUCAAAUCCCCAUUCGGAUUUGAAGCACACUGAGUGACCUUGGGGCAGUCACUGCCUCUCACCCUAACCUACCUCACAGGGUUGUUGUGGGGACUAAGUGAUGGCGGGGGGCGGGGAGGGAAGAACCAUAUAUGCCACCUUGAGCUCCUUGGAGGAAGAAGUGGGAUAUAAAUGUAAUAAAUAAAUAAACCAGGCCCCCUGUUGGGUUUAAGUCUGUCUGCAGGCCUUUAGGCUGGAAGGAUGUUCCUCCCAUCAAAUUAGAAGCAGAGGAAAGAAACUUCCAGGCCACAGAAGUGCUUUAAAUGUGGCUCUCCGUCUCCCUGCAGCUUUUAUCCCAUGCUGUGUCUGAGAACGGCAAACCUGUGGAAGAGCCCAUGGAUAUCGUUGUCAAAGUCACAGACCAAAAUGACAACAGGCCUGAGUUUACCCAGGAGGUCUUCAGAGGGUCUGUCUUGGAAGGGGUGACACCUGGUAAGGAGGGGGAGGGGGUUGGAAGAGGGAGCAAAUGGCAUCAUGUGGGUGGGGGGAGAGGGGGCACCUCUGGGCUGGUUAUGCACACUCUGUCUUCUCCUAUUUGCUAUCUGGCUGCAACAGUGGGUGGAUUUCCCCAUGGUUUUAAAGUUAAAAAUAAAGCAAAAUCUGGCACCACCACACAUAUAAAUGUCUCUUCUAACUGGGAACUAUAACAAUGCUUAUUUCAAUAAAGAAGAAAAAGUCUCCCUCUUGAUAGAUAAAUCAAACAUCCACUUUGCAAAUUUACUAAUUCUGUUGGCUUAUUCAUUUUGGCAGCAGAUUAUAUUUCCAAAACUAAGCCUUGAUUAUACAGUGGACGGGUUUGACCAUUUUCAUUGGAUGCUUAUGGUUGAAGUGGAGAUUUACGUAUACUUCAGUGGUUGAUUAUGCAAGUAUGUGGUGGUGUCAGAUUUGAAAAGAGGCAUCCUCAUUCUACUUACCCAACUUGUUUCCAUCCAGAAAUUGUUGGACCACAGCUCGCAUCACUCCUAACCAUUGAUCAAGCCUGCUGCGGUUAGUGGGAGUUGUAGUCCACCCACAUCUGGAGGCAAUAAAAUAAGAGCAAACUGCCCUAAGGUGUUCAAAACACCACCUGCUCUUUUGUUUUCUAAAAUAUAAGCAAGCCUUGCCAUGUGCUUCUGAAUCUCUCAAUCUAGCACAGUAGCAGAUUAGAUGAGAGCCAGUGUGGUGUAGUGGUUAAGAGCGGUAGUCUCGUAAUCUGCGGAACCGGAUUCGCGUCUCCACUCCUCCACAUGCAGCUGCUGGGUGACCUUGGGCCAGUCACACUUCUCUGAAGUCUCUCAGCCCCACUCACCUCACAGAGUGUUUGUUGUGGGGGAGGAAGGGAAAGGAGAAUGUUAGCUGCUUUGAGACUCCUGAAGGGGAGUGAAAGGCGGGAUAUCAAAUCCAAACUCUUCUUCUUCUUCUUAAAUUGGUUAUUGAAAACUAAUUUCUUACUCCAGCCAAUGACACUGUCCAGACCAAGAAGCCCUUGAAACAAAAUAUCCUGUCCAGGAGAAAAGGGACACUACGAUUGGCUCAAACCCUUUUAAGCUUUUGGCAUUUUGGGAGUUGUAAUCCAAAAUGCCCAGAGGGCACCAGGUUGGUGAACGAUGGUGCAAGCUAUGGGAGGGCUAUAGCAGCUAGAGCAGAGCACCUGUGUUGCAGUUGCAAGGAACCCCAGCUUCAAGCGGAAAUAGUCAUAGGCUCGAUAGACAGAUUUUGUUGUCUUUAAGGCUGCUGCUUCAUAUGCUGGGCAUUACAUUCACUCUCUCCUUCCCUGCCCCACCUCCUCCUUCUCCCUCUUCUCCCUCCUCCUCUGCCAUCCCCUUUGCCACCAAACUAGGCACCUCCGUGAUGCAGGUCACCGCUACUGAUGCAGACGAUGGCAUAACACAACUCAACGGCGUCAUUGCCUACUCCAUUUUGAGCCAGGUUCCCGAGGUGCCCCACAAGCAGAUGUUCGCCAUCAACAAGGCAACAGGGGCCAUCAGUGUGAUUGCCAGUGGCCUGGACCGAGAGGUAAAAGGCCAGCACGGGGGGCGGGGAGCCAUGUAACUGGUGGAGUGGGUAAUGGGCCUUGGCUGCCUGGGGGAAAAGGCAGCAUCGCAGUAAGUACAGUGAAUAGCUAAACUCUGGGAUCUGUUGCCAUAAGAGGUAGUGGCGGCCAACAAUUUGGAAUGGACAAAUUCCUGGAGGGCUGUGUUCUUGUGAUAUGGCAGUAUUUCUUGUGAUUCCCAGCAACUGGUUUUUGAAGUGGGGACAGAGUGCUGUUUUGCUCAUGUCCUCCCGGUGGGCUUCCCAGAAGAGGCAUCUGAUUGGCCACUGUAAGGACAGGAUGCUGGAGUAGAUGAGCCUUUACAUUUUAGGGCUGUCUUUCUGUUCUGAAGUAAGUACCGCUAGAGCAGAGAAGAGUUUUAGCUCUAACCCUCUUCUCAAACCUCAGAAGUCCUUCCUUUUUGGAGAGCUGCAGGAUCCUGGACAUGAAUUCAUCUUCAGAUGACUUGUAGGCCUAGUGGGGCCCAGGGAGGUCUGCUUUGCUAUUCCCAGAUUAGACACAAAUCCGGGCAGGAGGUGUGGUUUCAAGGCUCUAGACCUGGUUUGCGUGUGUGAGAAUGUCUGCAGUGGGUGGCGUACUUUUUCCACAGGCUACAGAAUGAAGGAAGAGAUGCUUUUACUCAAAUGGAGCCUUUGUCAAUCCGUCACUAAUACCAACCACAAUACUUGCCUCUUCCAGAGAGUGAGCGAAUACACACUGACCCUGCAAGCAGCAGAUUUGGAUGGCGAUGGGUUAACUGGCACCGCAGUGGCUGUGAUAGAAGUUGCAGAUGUAAAUGACAACGCACCGGAGUUCAAGGAGCCAACGGUAGCAAUCCUGCAUUCUUUGGAGGGGAGAUGCACAUGACAUUGGGGGGUCUCAAGGGAUCAGACAAUGCAGCAGCUCCUCUAAAUGCUUAGGGUUUUGUAACUGUUUUGUAGACAACUGCUGCUUAUAGCAACCCCCAUUGUUUUAGAUCUUCCUGGUUGCAAAACGGCCUUUGGCUUAUGUGGGUCAGAAAUUUCAUCCCAAAGCCCCAACAGGAUAGGCGCACCCCUGGCUGCACAAAUAAUUCCAGCAGACUGAGGACUGCUGCUGACAAGGCCACUAGGAGUUUGCAUACUAAGCUGAAGGGCUUGGGGACUGGUGGGUGGCUGGGUUGUGUAGUGCAUGCAUGAUGGGGCUGUGCCUUGCAAGCAGAGAGGAGCAUUUCCCUAUCUGUGCAGCUAACUGGGUGGUUCCACUUCUCCUAGUACUCUGCAGAAGUACCAGAGAACGAAGCAGGGCUGGAGGUCGUGAGGCUGGCUGUGACUGACAAGGAUGCGGUCGGCUCCCCAGCAUGGCUUGCAGAGUACAACAUUGUGCAAGGCAAUGAGGGGAAUUCCUUCACCAUCUCCACUGAUCCAGAGACCAAUGAAGGCAUCUUGAAAACUGCUAAAGUAGGUGCUGGAAUGUGUGUGCUUGUACACCUGUUUUAUUUAGCAAUUUUUUUGUGCUGCUUAAUCAGCAAAGUAUCAUUUAAGCGGUUGGCAAAGAGUUGUACAAAAUAUUUAUGGGUAGGGUGGGGAAUAAAAGCAGGCUUUAAAAACAGUACACAUUAUAAAAUCAGAAUAUAGAUAAUAUCAACAUUAAAAAAAAUACCUAAUAAAACAGCAUGCCUAGAUAAGCUUCCCUAUGUGGAAAAGGUUUUAACAGGUGUCAGAAACAGUCCAAUAUGAGGUGCCUGUUGGAUAUCAAUGGGCAGGGAGUUCCAGAGAACACUCUAAAAGAUGAAUGCCUUGUAAAUGUGGAAUAAAUUUUUGUGACACUUGUAAAGCUGCCAUUUCCCAUGCUAGCACAAAAGAGAAAGCAGUCAGUAGAGUAGGGCUAGCAUUAACAAAAACAUCAACCCGCUUUCUAGUUGGAAAACAGCAGUUUCAUGAUGGAGAGCUAGUAUUUAUACAUUUGCAUUUUCUUAAUUUCGGGGGAGUGGCUCUUGGGGCUAUGGGACUAAUAAUAAAAUGUCAGGUGGACAUAAAGAUGGAUCUGGGAGUUGAGUUGAAGAAUCACCUCCUGAUUCAUUGCAAGUCUUCAGUAGAUCUGUGCAUUUAAUCAAACAUGAGGACUUAGGAACCUGUUAGGAUGCUGAAGGAGCAAUAGCAGCAAUGCUGUAGCCCAGCUGUGCAAAACAUCUGGUGGUUGGCAAAGACUGCUGUUGCAGUAAGGUAGUUUACCUAGUCCAAGAGACACACAGGGAGAGGGAGGCAAAUGCCCUUGGCUCUAGUUCACAACAGUGGUUGCUGCAGUUGCCCUCCCUGGCUUUGCCACUCCUCUCCUGCUUCAGCCCCAGCAAAUGCCAGUUCCACAUGUCUGGUCUUUUCCUUGUUUUUAGGGCUUGGACUUUGAAGCAAAGAAACAGUACCUGCUACAGGUAGCUGUCACCAACCAGGCCCCUUUUGUGGUGAAGCUCCCAACCUCCACAGCUACUGUGAUAAUCAACGUGAAGGAUGUGAAUGAGGCCCCAGUCUUUGCGCCUCCCAUCCACAAGGCAGAGGUUUCAGAGGACAUCCCAAUAGGGCAGAAAGUCACCGCAUACACGGCACAGGACCCAGAUAAGAUGCAGUCCCAGAAAAUCAAGUAAGCAUUUCUGUUGCUGGUUGGCCAGGAGUUGAACCUAGUGGGGUGAAUAGUGUUAAUAGGCAGGCAGCAUUGGCUUAAUGGCUCAAUGAGAGGUGGGUGGAGAUCAAUGGGGCUGAUCGCCGAUAGCAAAAGCCACAUCAGGCUAGGCUUUGUUGCUUCUAAACAUUUCCAUCUUCCAAGAACGGGAUGUCCAUCAAUGCUCUGUGGCUCCGUCUUAAUAAAUGGAGCCCUGGGUGCUUGAAAGGGAGGGCAGGAAAUGCAGGGAAGGUAAAGUGAUACCUCUUAAUGGUCCAGCUCAGGUUGGUGUUGAGAAAUGUGCAAGUGCCGCAGAAUGUAAGGAGAAGUCAGUCUUGAGUUUCAGAGCAGGCCUGCAGGCUCCCUGGAUCAAUAGCAGCUGGUCAAAUGAGGCUGCAUUUUAUCUGCUUUUGAGUUCAAUGCAGCAAGCUUAUUGUGCUGAAGUCAAAGGCAUGAUGUUGGCCUGAUCCAGGAAAAAGAUUGAAAGUAAGAUAAAUUGCAUCUUGAAAGAUGUGUGUCUCGAGGGGUAGGGAUUGUUUACCUUUCCCGCUGGGGAUGGGGUAAAAAGCAGCGCUUCCAAAAUGCAAGUACGCUGCCCCACAACCCUUUUCUAUGUGGCUCACUUGUGAUGCAUUGUUCUCAAAAAACAAGGGAGGUAUAUAUUUUAGAUGGUUAAGAUCCUUGUGCGCACAGAAAAACUGGGAGAUCAGGGAGGAGGAGAAACUUGAGCCAGCUUUUCUGGCAUGCUAAGUCUUCCACCUGCAUCCCGAAACAGGACCCAUCCUAACAUUGCUGUAGCAAACAGUGUGUGCGAAUUAGCCCCAAAGCUGAAAUUCUCAGGGGCUUUCUUGCUGGCAUGCCUUAUAAGACACAUUCCUCCUUUUGUGGUCCCUUGGGAUUUAAACGUGUUCUCUCCUGCCAGGUACUCUAUGGGGAAUGACCCGGCUGACUGGCUGGCCAUCCACCCGGAAAACGGCAUCAUCACAGCCAAGAGCAGCCUGGACCGGGAGUCCCACUUUGUCAAGAACGACACCUACAUGGCCAUUGUGCUGGCGGAGGAUGAUGGUAAGCUCUGUGUGGUAGGAGGGACGAGUCCCCUGCCCUGGGUCACCAUCUCUUGUGGGGGGAGGGAAUCAAAGGACUCUUUGUUGGCCUGUGCAUCAGCCGCCUGGGAGCUUCCCAUGUGAGGGGCACGUGGCUAUGGAGCUGCAGCCGCCUCACAGCCUGUCACGAGAAACCACAUCCCAGACCUUGGCAGUUUAUCUGUUUAGGAAGUGGAGACAAGGGCAGAGGCGGGUGCAACCCAGGCCUUCUGAAGACACAAAUCAGGGGUCCCAGACAGCCUCCUGCUGGCUGACGAGGAUGGGAGUGAGAUGCAGCCACAGGCCACAGUGGAUGGCAAUGGGGAAGAGGAGGAAAAUGUUCAUUCACAUAUUACCCGGGGCACCUCUUGCCCCUACCCUACCCCACCCCACUUUCUGCUUCUCUUGAGAAGAACAGUCUUGCAAGGACUCAUUUGGGGAUGAUACACACAGCACCACAGCCACAACUCUUACUAUGCAAAAGUCUCACAUUCUGUGCUUAAAAAAAAGAAGUAGGCUAAUAAGCCACAUUGUGCAGAUUAAUGCUGAAUUAAGCAUGCUCUUCUCAACAUUGCAUGCAUUUUUAAGAGGGUUUAAUGCUCUUCAAAAGCCAAAGCAAAUGGAAUAUAUAAGCUGUGGCAGUUUGAGCAUCAAUCUUAAAUAAAAAGCCUAUUUGACUUGACAUACUUAAGCAUGUUUUACUUCAAGAAAUCAUACACAACACAGAUCCUCAGAAUAAAUUACAUUAAUGCAGAUAGUUGGCACAAACCUGAAUGUUUUGCACAUGUCCUCAUUCUGUGCGUUCUGAACUUGCUGUUUGUAAUUGGUAAGAUUCUGGAUUCCUUUAUGCUUGGUUCUGUUUUGUUUUUGCAAAGAGCAACUCUUGGAAGCCAUGAGAGAGGGUCUGUAGCUAUACAGGACCCAGAAGCUCCAUCAUUUGCAUGCUGGACUGUAAGGGGACACUGCCAGCCUUUAUUAAGGCCUAUCUCUGACCAUAUCCAUUAGAAAAGCUCUGAAACCUGUGGACAUAAUUUGAAUGCCGGGCUCCUGGCAUUCUCUGCAGAAUUGUGUCUGGGAAGGUGUGGCAAGUGAGUCUGGGCAGACUAUAGCCCUGCCUCUUCCUCAUUCAUCUGUUUCUAAAGCCACCUUCUUUCCAUCCUGCUCCAAACAGGAACCCCUCCAGCAACCGGGACGGGCACCCUCCUGUUGACCCUGCUAGAUGUGAACGACAAUGGCCCCGAACCCGACCGGCGGGAGAUCAUCGUCUGCAACAGCAAGCCAGUGCCCCAAAUGUUGCGCAUCCUGGACAAGGACCUUCCCCCCAACACCUCCCCGUUCCGUGCAGAGCUUCUCCACAACUCGGAAGAAAAUUGGGCUGUCGAGAUGGACAACAAAGGUGGGGUGAGCAGUGGGGAGGAAAUGGGGUGCCCUUCCAGAAUAGCUGUCCAUGGUCUGUGCUGGAACAGGAAUCUUCUCUCCUUUGGCAGCAAUGCCCAAGUGACUCCCUCUUCUUAGUUCUCCCUUCUCUCCUCCCCACUUUCCCCACAAGGUCUUAGCCAGCCAGAGAUGGUUAUUCCCUGUUCCCUUUGGGACUUAGGAAUAUCCCAGGGAAGCCAGUUGCUCUGGCUGGGGUGAGCUCCCCUGUCUGCACAUGCUUGGAAAUCCUUUUUCUAAGACAGUCUACUUUGGUAAGGUCCUACACUGUGUAUGGCCGUCAUUCCUUUUCAGCAGGUGCAGCUGAAGAGAAUUCAUUAGCUGAGUGUUAACGGAAUGCUUCUUUCGGUGGCCAUAAUCCAUUCCCAGUGAGCCGACUCUGUUCCUGUUUCAUUGCGCUUAUGCUCUGGUUGUUCCUUUUGCAGGAGAAAUUGCAACCCUGACACUGUUGCAGCCCUUGAAGCAAGAGACGUACAAAGUUUACCUCCAGCUCUUUGACAACCAGAACAUGGAGCGGCUGACGGUCCUCACGGCAACUGUCUGUGAUUGUGAGGGGCAUACAGAAGGGUGCCCGGGUCCGCAGGGGACUGGCAUUGAGGCUCCCAUCAUCUUAGCCAUCCUGGGAGCCAUUUUGGCUGUGCUGAGUAAGUGUGCAGGUCACUGUCCUUCUGUCUCUGUGGGCAGAGUGGGGGAGUGAAACCAUGGAGGGCAACUCCUUAUACCAGAAGUUUUCAAGCUUUCUGAGUCCACAGCUCCCUUGACCAUUUUUUCUGAGGCACCCCUGUGGGGAUUAGGAGCCCAGUUAUGUCACCCCUUGCCUGCCAAGCUGGCAGCAUCUCAUCCUUUUUCGAACAUGCUCCCUUGUGGAGUGUUCCCUCAGUCUCCUUCCUUAGGAGUCCUCUGGGCAGUUGCUGAUCUCUGAGCUGAUCCCCUGCCCCAUAAAGAGGUGCCUUCUUACACUGCCCCACAGGGACCUGGGAAGCACCGCCUGGCUAGCCCCAGAGGCACAAUUCGCCUGUGGAGCUUGUAGCCAGGGCUGCUACAACAAACAGCUGUGCAAGCCUUUGGGAGGCAGAGACGCCUGCUUCCAGUAGAAUCUCAGUUCACCCUUCCAAAACCUGGUGCCCUCUCUUUUGAACUCAACUCCCAUCAGUUCCAGCUUCAUAUAGCCAUGGUGACUGGGGACUGAUGGGAGUUCUGGUCCAAAACACCAGGAGGGGGCACCAGACAGGGAAAGGCUUGCUCCUCUGACAUGAGUGCAGAAGCACCUGCUAAGAUGCUGUGCUGAGUCUCUGUUUCUCUCCCAGUUAUCCUGCUGCUGCUGCUCCUCUUUGUGCGAAGGAGGAAAGUGGUGAAGGAGCCUUUGCUGCUCCCAGAGGAAGAUACCCGGGACAACAUUUUCUACUAUGGUGAAGAGGGAGGUGGCGAGGAAGACCAGGUGGGUGCCCCUUUGGCUCUAUCCAAUUAAAAGGGACAUGAGCAAUUGAGGAGGGGUCUUCUGUAAAGGAUGUGCUGUGUUGCAAAUGUCUGAUGGGACUAUAGUAUUCUCAAUACGUGCAAUGCCCCCAGAAGACUCUCCUCCCAGAGAUAAGCACGGUCUUUUGCUGAAAAACAUGUUCCAUUGUGUACAGCUGUCCAUCCUCUACAGCCCACAAUGGGUCAGGUGGUGUUGUGACCUGGUCUUCAUCCUCUCCAAGUGUCUUCCCCAUUUUGUUCCAGUACCUCCAGUUGCCUACCAUCAACAUCUAAAUGGCAAGGAAGGGGAUGCAGCUUCCUUGCCCUGUUGUAUUCUGCAGUUUUCAAGCUGCAGAGCCUCUGCAUCAUCUUUUCUCUCUCCUCUCCUCCCCCUUCCUCUGAAAGGACUAUGACCUCAGCCAGCUACACAGGGGCCUGGAUGCUCGUCCAGAAGUCGUCCUCAGGAACGAUGUCCUGCCCACCCUUCUGCCAGCUCCACAGUACCGCCCGCGCCCUGCAAACCCAGAUGAAAUUGGCAACUUCAUCCAUGAGGUAAAGUUGGAGGAGGAGGGUGCUGAAAGGGAACGCCGGUCGGCAAUCUGCUUCACAUCCCGAUGUUGUUGGGCCCAGCUCCCAGCACCCCCAGCCAGUAUGGCCAGUGGUCAAGGAUGGCGAGUUGUAGGGAGAGCCACAGGUUUGCCACUCCUGUUGCACAAGGCAAGCAAGUGGCUAAAGCUUGAGUGUGCAUGUCUGGGGAAACCCAGCCAGAUGGGUGGGGUAUAAAUAAUAAAAUUAUUAUUAUUAAUAAUAAUAAUAAUAAUAAUUAUUUAGUUUGUCUUUUCAUACUGUUCUUCAACCCCUAAAUAGUUUCUAGAAGUCUGUCCUUUCAGUUUGGUACCAUUGAAAUUGACGGGCAGCAGCUUUUUUCGGUUUCCCAGCUGUGCUGCUGGAGACUCUGCAAUCCACAGAUGACUAAGACUGAUUUUACAUACUGAUUUUACACCCCACAUCUCUCACAUGAAUGUUUGUUCAUUCAGAAAUAACUAUCCAUUCUACCAGAUUGCAAUGUUUAUUUCUUAAGAGAACUGCAGUUUGAGAAAAAGUUUUCCUGCACAGUUGGUUCUUAGCUCUGGUGUAAAAUGUGAAAUUCCUCUUGACCCUUAGAGAUAUAACUGGCUGUUUUAUGCAGCUGAGACUAUUAUUAUUAAGAAUCACAUUCCACGAGGCAUCCCAAAGUUAUUUAGAAUAUACUGAAAACAUAUAUAAAACUAUUACAUCUAUAAAGGCAGCAUCUCCCCUUGCUCCUGCAGAACCUGAAGGCGGCAGACACGGACCCCACGGCGCCCCCCUAUGACUCCCUGCUGGUGUUUGAUUACGAGGGCAGUGGCUCCGAGGCCGGCUCCCUCAGUUCCCUCAACUCCUCAAGCUCUGACCGGGACCAGGAUUACGAUUACUUGAACGACUGGGGCAGCCGCUUCAAGAAGCUGGCAGACAUGUACGGCGGGGGCAUCGACGACUAAGAGCCAUGGGUGGACUUUUGCAGCCCAGAGACUGGGUGGUUGUGGCUGGCUCUCACCCCUGCCGUUGGGGAUCUCUGCAAGAACCACAUGUUCCUCUUUCCAGCAAAGCCUCCCUUGCGUUGCACCGGCUCCUGUCCGAAUGCCAAACACACUGCAUCUCCUUCUUGGGUCCCUGGUGGCAACACCUGAAGCCCUGAGAAGGACCCAGCAGCUUCCUGGCAGAGUGUCUGGCUUCCUCUGAACUCACAGGCUGCCUUCAUGAAUGUGCCUGCGAAGGCUUUCUAGCCAGAUGAGCGAUGCUGUGUUACCUGCCUCUGAGUGCCUCUUGAUGAAAGCGUCAUCCCUUGCCAAGGAACCUGUCAGCAUUCAGGGAGGUCUGCAUUCUGUACCCUGGUUCCAAGAGAGGGCGUGUGUCAGAAGAUGUCCAGUUCUCGCAGCUGGAGCUGAUGUGUGUUCCACCCAUAUUCAUUUGGUGCCUCCGUACGAGAUGCAUGGAAGGACUGUGGGAUGGGGCAGGUGUGGUGCAUGGGGAUGUAGUAGCUGUGUGUGUGUUGUAAUAGAGCAGCCCUGCCCAGACUCCUGUGAUCAGCUGGGGCACCUGCUCCCCAUUGGCUCAGCCCCCAAAGUGCCAGCAGUCCUCUUAGAAACUCUUGGCUGCUUUUUUUUUUUUUUAAAUAAGCAUCUCCUAAGUGCUCCUAGGUCAGUUCUUUCCUACUUUUAGGUACGAAAUAGACUUGGUGUUAAGCUAAAGGGUUGGACAAUCAGGGUGUAAAGUUUUAAUAAAGGAUUUUCUUUUUUAAACAUGGGUGUUUUCUCUGAGCCUGCCUGGGGUGUGUGAUGGGAAAGCAUCAAGAGUUGCUCAGGGAUGUCACGGGGCACCAGAGCCUACCCUGAACUGAAAAGUAAAAUGUAUCCAGGAGAAAAACAAACCCACCAGCCUAUGUCUGUCCAGAUGUUUUGGUCUACAACUCCCAUCAGCCCCAGCUAUGAGGGGCUGACCCUCUAAUCAGUUUUUCCCACCUACCUCUCUCAUCCUCACUCUCUCUGCACCCAACUGCAUUCUACUCAUGUAAAAACACACUGAUUUCCGGACCGUCCGCAGGCCGGAUUUAAAAGGUGAUUGGUCCGGAUCCGGCCCCCGGGCCUAGGUUUGCCUACCCAUGUUCUAUAGCCUUCUCGUGAUCUCUUCCCAGACCAUCCCUGACUGCAUCUUCACAAACUCAGUUUUGCUUCCCCUGCCUUCUCGCUCGACCUCCCUAGGAGGCCUGCCUUUUUUAACAGUUGCAACUGUGUUUUUGUCCUUGAUAAACCUCUCCUGAGGGAGCUGGCAGGAAAGGGCUGCCAGGGUUGCACAGCUGCUCUGGGGAGGAGGCGCUGCACAGGGCUGGGGGGUUGCAGGUGUCUUCCUUGGCACUGGUGCAGCUGCAUACACCACCCUGCCUCAUAGAAACCCUGUGGGAGACCCAGGCUGACCACUAUCCCCCCUCCCCAGCGGCAACCAUCUGCCUCCAGCACAUUCCUGGACAACAGUCUCCUGGAAGCUCAGCUCUCUGUUGAAACCUGAGUCCCUCUUUGAAGGGUGGGGGAGUAGCUAGGCUGAAAAGACCUUGCCUACCCACUCCUUUUACUUUGCCCCUUCUCAAGUAUUACUUGCUUCAGGGCCCCUUGGCUUGCUGUCAGUCCCCAUACUCACCCAACAGGUUUUUCUUGCUCCAAACACCUCCCCUCCCCACAUCCUUUCCCUUUUAAGUUACUUAUAUGGGUGACUGCAAGCCUGAGGGCAGAGCCAAAUGCCAGGAGAUGCUGCUGUUGCUGCUAGAUUGACAAGCAGAGAAGGGGGUGCCUAGAGAGGGAAGGUGGAUAAAUGGGUGCAGUUAGCUGAUUGUGGCCCUGGGCAAACACAACCUCUCUUCUAAUACAGUGGUACCUCGGGUUACAGACGCUUCAGGUUACAGACUCUGCUAACCCAGAAAUAGUACCUCUGGUUAAGAACUUUGCUUCAGGAUGAGAACAGAAAUCAUGUGGCAGCAGCAGCGGGAGGCCCCAUUAGCUAAAGUGAUACCUCAGGUUAAGAACAGUUUCAGGUUAAGAACGGACCUUGAGAAUGAAUUAAGUUCUUAACCUGAGGUACCACUGUAGUGAAUGUUCUCGCGUUUGCAGAGGUUUUUUACUUUUUUUAUUUUAAAAAGCCUUAGGGAGCAGCUAAAAGGAACCCCUCCAUGAGCACUGAGUGAGUGAGGCUGUGAGCGUCAGCCACAAAGCUCACUGGGUGUCCUUGGGCCCAGUCACUCUCACUUAGCCUAACCUACCUCACAUUGUUGUUAUGAGGAUGAAAUGUUUAGGGGGGUUGGGGAAAACCCAAUAUGCUACUUUGGUGGGAUAUAAAUGACAUAAUUUAAAAUAUAUUUUAGAUAAAGAAUUGUUGGCCCUAACAAACAGAUUAGAACCUAGGUGGUGCUUUGUAAGUGUCAUUUGUUUUAAUAAGACUUUUAAGGGUAACACUUCUUUUGAUUUUUAGCAGGGUUAUAAUCUUUAAUCAGCCAGCUAAUUAACUUCAGUUUUUACACCCCAGUCCUCACUAUCUUGUAGUGGAGUGGUUUCAAGACAAAUGUGUCUCACAAAUGUGUGAGAUGGAUAACUUUUAUUAGAAUCACAUCAAGCAGCGGUAUAUCCAGUGCUUUUUUUUCUGGGGGGAUGCAGGAGUACACAUACCCCUAAACAUUUUGUGAAUCUUUGUAUUUUUGUCCAUUUACUGUAUUUAUUUCCCCCGAUUUAAACUAUAAAAUGGUGGUUUUCUUGAGUC